This is a messenger RNA of Verruconis gallopava, 2037 nucleotides long. RefSeq lists its product as uncharacterized. NCBI's taxonomy places the organism in Eukaryota, Fungi, Ascomycota, Dothideomycetes, Venturiales, Sympoventuriaceae. Gene Ontology annotation, molecular function: protein binding; ADP binding. The transcript is spliced from 3 exons. The coding region runs from base 1 to 2037 and encodes 678 amino acids. The record is from RefSeq and is a predicted model, not a curated record.
AUGAGACUACUUUACUUUGACACGUCCGGAACCCUGAAAUCCAAAGUAUUUAGUAGCGAAAUACCGGAUUAUGCCAUUCUGUCCCAUACAUGGGAUCCCAAUGGCCACGAUGUUGAAUUCACUUAUGAAGACCUUAUGAAGAAUACUGGCAGAGAUAAGGCUGGCUUUAAGAAGAUCAUGUUUUGUGGUCAGCAAGCAGCCCACGACAAUUUAGAUUACUUCUGGGUUGACACGUGCUGCAUUAAUCAAUGGAAUCUCAGCGAGCGGUCAAAGGAGAUUAAUUCCAUGUUUCGCUACUACCAGAGGGCAGUUAAAUGCUACGCACUCCUGUCGGAUGUCACAGAUCCCUCUGCUACAGAUCCUAACGUGGAGCCAAAUACGUGGAAAACCUCAUUCCGGAAGAGCAGGUGGUUUAGACGAGGAUGGACUCUCCAAGAGCUAAUUGCUCCGGCAUCAGUAGAGUUCUUUUCUCUGAGUCACCAAUUACUAGGAAACAAAGCUGAUCUAGAGCAAGUCAUUCAUGAAGUUACUAAGAUUCCAGUUGAUGCUUUACGUGGGCGUCCACUGAAAGAAUUUAGCGUAGAUGAGCGAAUUGCAUGGGCCAGCAACCGCGAAACGACAGAAGAAGAAGACAGUGCUUAUUGCCUUCUUGGAAUAGUUGAAGUCAGAAUGACUUUGAUGUAUGGAGAAGGAAAAGCAGAGGCUUUAAGGAGACUGCGACUGCAAAUUGAAUCAACAGAAUCGACUCCAUUUAUUGUGCCAUUUAGCCGAAACAGCCAGUUCACUGGUCGCGAAUCCGAACUCACCACACUCCAAAAGACUCUUUUUGUUGAGGGCCAGACAACAAGAAUUGCAAUCACAGGAAUAGGUGGAAUUGGAAAAACCCAGUUAGCACUUGAAAUGGCCUACAGAACGAGACAAGCUUACAAAGACUGCUCAGUACUAUGGGUGCCGGCCACCGAUAUCGAGAGCGUGCAGCAGGGGUAUGCGCAGCUUGCUCAGCGACUACAAAUUCCCGGAUGGGACGAUGAGAAGCUGGACGUGAAGAAACUGGUGAAAAUUUAUCUAAGCAGAGAGAGCGUAGGACGGUGGCUUCUUAUAUUUGACAACGCGAGUGAUGACAGCAUGUGGACCACUGGAGCGGCCGGAGCUGGCAGGUUGAUUGACAACCUGCCAGCCUCUAAAAAAGGAUGCAUUGUCUUUACAACGCGCAACGAGAAAACAGCCAAGACGUUAGCACAGGAGAAUGUGGUGAAGAUGCCGGAGAUCGACGCGGGAAUAGCCUGGAUGAUGCUUAACAAAUACUUGUCCAACCGGGAUUUGACCAAUGAGCAGCAGGAAGCCAAUCUAUUGUUGAAAGAGCUUACAUACUUCCCCCUGGCUAUUGUAUUGGUGUCAGUUUAUAUUAGCAUCAAUAAUUUAACCAUAAAAGAGUAUCGGAUGCUCUUACGGUUACAAGAUGAAAAGACAGUUGAAUUCAUCAGUCAAGAGCUUAAGGACGAAUGGCAGGCUCAUGAUGGAAAGCACCCUUUGGUUGCGCCUUGGCUCAUCUCAUUUGAACAAAUCCGCAAGCAGAACGAGUUGGCGGCUGAAUAUUUGUCUUUUAUGGCUUGCAUAGACCAUAGAGAUAUUCCACUCUUUCUGCUACCCAGGGUCAAGGACACGAGUUUGAGGGUGCUAGGCGAGGAGCAUCCAGACACGCUGACGAGCAUGGCCAACCUAGCGUCGACGUACAGGAAUCAAGGGCGGUGGAAGGAGGCCGAAGAGCUGCAAGCGAAAGAGCUAGAGGCGUGUUCUAGAGUUCAGGCUAUAUGGAAAGGUCAAAACCGAGAUGACGAUGCUCUGCAGUUAAUAAACCAAUGUUUGGAGCUCCGGAUCAAAGUACUGGGCAAAAAUCAUCCUCACACUGUAUCCACAAUGGUGACCUUACGUCAAUGGAGCGGAGUAGAUUUUAAUUCCUUGAUUUCCCAAACAGGUCAUACUGCUAGUUCUGGCGAUGAACAGUUAGUUACUGGUAAUAUUGGUGAAGUGAGCUAA